ACGUCAUUAAUAUUCAUGAGGCGGGCCUUCGACGUAGUAGCGCUAGAUCUGCAUCCUGCAUUGAGCGCCACGUCGCAGCAGCAGCAAAACACCGAUGAUUCCCGCACAUCUGACGGGCAACCAGGACACAAAACCUGCGGGGAAAACAGCGUAAACAUGGUGAAGAGUGUGAAUUCACAAACUGAGUCCAGGAGUGAAACAUAUGAAGGAGAGGAGGCUGAAAACACUGAAAACCAGCCGUCUGCAGCAGAUGGCGGUAAAGAGCACCCGACAGCUCCGACCGGGAUGAUCUGGCGUGUCACUGGCGGCCUCUUCAGCGCCACCAAGGGCGUGGUUGGAGCCACAGUGGGCGGAGUCACCUGGCUGGGCGGGAAAAGUUUGGAGAUCACCAAAUCAGCUGUGACCGCAGUGCCCUCGGUGGGCGUCAGCCUGGUGAAGGGCGGAGUUUCUGCAGUGGCAGGGGGCGUGUCCACAGUGGGGUCAACGGUAGCCAAUAAAGUUCCAUUCACAGGAAAGAGGAAGGACAAAUCAGAGUGAAGAAGAGGACUACGAUGAAUAAAAUACCGUUUGAUUUCCACGCUGGACACCAGAGACACUGACUGAUGUUCUCCACCGCCAUAUUUGAUUUGGUUAUAAUCACGUAAGAAGAGCUCUGUGGAAAUAGUUUGGGUUUUUCACAAAUGAUCUCAGAUCUGCGACUAAAGACACGUUUACUUGUCGUGGUUUUGGCCGACACCGAACACUAUUUCACCAUCUCCUGUAGCUGAUUUCAUCUGAUGUUGUCGGUCAGAUUAUGUUUGUAAAUUACAUUUUUUAUUAUUUGAAUAUAAUAAAGUCAUGUUAAAGAAG
Molecule: messenger RNA, 849 nt
Organism: Danio rerio (zebrafish)
Lineage: Eukaryota; Metazoa; Chordata; Actinopteri; Cypriniformes; Danionidae
Source: RefSeq, a predicted model, not a curated record